AUGUCGCAUCCGGCUGACAACCCAUCUCUGCCUAAGGGCCUGCGUUCCAGGCCUGCUGCUGACGUGCUGGUCAAUCACAGCACCAAUGCUCCGGCUCCGCCUGCAGGGGAUCAGCAUCAGACGGACAAUGGCCUUAACCAAGCUUCAGUCGCCAACCAGGCAUCAACAAGCAACAUCUCUACGUCAGCUAAUGGCGUGUUUGCUGCAUCAGGCAGUCAGACGGCGGCAGAGCUACUCACGGAUGAGGAUGGCUUCAUUGACGAAGGUUCUGACGAUGAGCUGGAGCUGGAUAUGAGCUCAGAAGCUACUGCGACGUUGCGCUCCACUGCAGUUUUGCUCAUCCCGUUUCUUCUGCACCAAGAGAUUGCCUGCGUGUUGGAUGCUUUAACAAUGCUGAUGAAACGUGGUUGGUGCACAGAACUUUCAGAAGAAGUGCUGACAGAUGUGAAAUUUCAAGAGCUUCCGACUGGUUACAUCGCGAAGCAGCGGUAUUAUCGCCUCCAAGCUUCUUUCCUGCAUGCAUCUGAUGCGGAGGUCGUGCGGAGGAAAGAAGUGGUGCAUCAGGCACUUAACGGAAAGCUGUUCAAGUUACAUUGGCUCCAUACCGUCGACCCUACUUUCGCGCGGGAGAAGGCCCUGAACCCGCAGGCCAUUGCAGUGGUUGUCAAAGGCGUCUCUGCUGAAGUGGAGCUGGUCGCGAUCCACAACCGGCUUGCUGUUUACCCGAUUGAAAGCCGCGGAAAGUCUGCCUUUCUGCGUUGCACCUGUCUUCAUCGCGUGCAGCAUCCUGUAACCGGUGUGACACAGAUGCCUACGCGGAUCGACCGAGCCUUGGUCUCACAAUCUCUUCUUCCCUACCUGACGGUCGCAGCACAUGUCAAGCCUGAUGAGCCGGUAGCAGAUCAUGGCUUUGCGGUGCUAACUGCUUUCCGGUUGAAUGAGAAAGUCUGCACGGGGCCAGGGCUGUGGCGUUUACAUGCUUCAAUGGUGAACAGGCCGGGGGUGAGGAAAAUCAUUGAAGCGACGGUGCGAAGGACUCCGGUCAACGAUGGGAGCAGUUUCGAGCUGCUGGUGGCGAGGUUAAGUGCAGGACUCAGGGCCUAUGCACGGGAGGAAAGCAAGAGGGUCAGAGCGACGGUGGCUCACCUGACCAACACGGUGGCGAUCUUGUCGCAGAGGCUGAUGGGGGAUCCCCUCUGCACCAGAACAAGGGAGCUGCUGAAGCUGAAGGAGGGUCAGCUGAAAAUGUAUCAGGCAGCUAAGAAGGAACGGCUGCACAUUCAGGCGGGAUCCACGGCGGAGAUGACGGGGGAGAUCGCCUCGAAGCAUCUCUCGGCGAAGGUGCAAGCGCGGAAAGUGCGCACUCAAAUCACGGAGUUGAAGGACGGCGUGGGGUCGAUCACGGGCUCCAAAGAGAUACUGGAUGCGGCGUCGGCUUUCUUCAGGAAUAUCUUCGGAGCUGACCGCCGCGUGGAAGGUGCGGUGUGGAACUUCACUCCUGUACGCCGGCUGGACGAAAGGGUGGCUGAAACACUGGCUGCAGACUGGACAGAAGAGGAGGUUAAAAGAGCUUUUGCAGCAAUGGCGAGGAAUAAAUCUCCUGGAAGCGACGGUUUACCAAAGGAACUAUUUGAGGCACACUGGGACCUGUUGGGAGAAAGUUUCAUGGUGAUGGCGAAGAGUUUUGCGAGCAGCGCCUUCCUGCCGGCUGAAGCGAAGGAGGCUGUAACGAUCCUGCUGCACAAAAAGGGGGAUAAGGAGCAGCUCAACAACUACCGACCUAUUACUCUGUUAAAUUUCACCUACAAAGUGUUGGCGCGGGUGGUAGCGGAUCGGAUGAAGUCAGUCUUGCACAUGGUCAUCUCACCAGAGCAAUACGGCUUCAUCCCGGGUCGUCGGCUGUCGGAUGCAGUCGCGCUGGUGGCGGAUAUCAUCGAGGGGGCAAAGAAUGGGCGGGAAGACUGGUACUUGCUUCUGGUUGACUUCCAGAAAGCAUUUGACUCGGUAGAGAGGCGGGGGCUCGGUCUUGAAAAGGAUGGGCAUCGGCUCGGGUAUCUUGGCUACGCGGACGACACGACGCUCGUCCUGCAAGGAAGGGAGCAGAUUAGUCAGGCAGAGGAAGUGCUGGAUCUGUUUGAGAAGGCAUCUGGUUUGGCGACAAACAAGGCGAAAUCGGUGGUCUUACCUCUGGGGGUUAACAUUGGGGCGUCUGACGACGGAGCUGGCGGCUUCAAAUGGGCCGGUGCAGACGAAGCAGAGCGGCUACUGGGGGUGUGGGUGACGCCGUCCGGCAGUGGCCGACCCACCUGGGAGAAGGCGUGGAAUCGUGUAUCGGAGAAGCUGACCAAGUGGCAGCUAAAGUACCUGACAAUCACAGCAAGGGCAACAGUGGUUAAUUUUUACAUUACACCGAUUCUAGCUUUUCAGGCGCAGAUAUACCCGCCACCGGCAGACAUCUGGCUGGAGAUAAUGCGGUUGCUGCACAGUUUCACAUCCGGGAACAGAGUUGCAACGGCAAAAGGUUUUAUCCUCUGGAGCAGGGAGCUGCUUUACACUCCGAGGCUGGACGGCGGGAUCGGGGUCAGGGACCCGGAGAUACUCAUCACGUGUUUGGCGGCGAGGAGAGUCGGGCUGUUUAUCACGGAGCAGAAGACUAUCAUCAGCGUUUAUCACGUGACCCGGCUCACAUUCGCGCAUUAG
Molecule: messenger RNA, 2700 nt
Organism: Closterium sp. NIES-65
Lineage: Eukaryota; Viridiplantae; Streptophyta; Zygnematophyceae; Desmidiales; Closteriaceae
Source: the annotation of a GenBank genome assembly